CUUACCUUGUACCAAAAUAAAUUCAGGGCUACGCUCGUUAUUUGCAGUGUAUGAUUGUAACACUAAAGUUCUGUGUUGUUACAACUGCGAGAAAAACAUCUUUGUCCUCCAGUGUUUGAGAAUACUUUUACCUGUGAUAUAUAUUUGGUAUAUAUAUAGAUAUAAAUAUACCUGUGGCUGGUAUGUGUAUUCUCAGUACCUAGCGGUACGACCAGGAACAACAGGACAUAGUCUGUGAUCGGAGGUAAACAUUUCUGUGUUGGGAUCUAUACCUAAAGUUUUCUACAUAUAACAUCAUGCCAGUUGGAGACCAUAGGCGAGGGACCCAUGAUCGUGGUCGCCAUGGACACGACCAUGCUGCUACCAAGGCAACAAGUAAACCAAGGAGGCCAUCUUCUUCCGCCAGCAACCGGAAAACUUCGGUUGCAUCACAGAGGGAUGUCGUGAAAUCAGCGAAAAGUGCCGAACAGGACCGACAAGUCACGAAGUCUCCCGACGAACUGGAAUUGAGAUCUCUCACUAACGAUUCCUUAGCGACAAAGGAAGAGGAACUGGUUUAUCCGAAUGGGCAAAUUGAUACAAACAACGACACGAAAACGGAAGAAAGUGGACACACAUCUCCUGAACCGGAAAUGAAAGAGGAAAAAUCGGCAGAAAAGUGGGCAGAAAAGUCUACAGAUGAAUACAAUAUCCGAUCUUUCAAUGAUAACAUCCUUGAAUUCACAGAAAUAUUCGAUAACGACAAAUUCAGAACCGUCGAUUCUGCCUAUCCAGUUGAAGAUCUUAUUUCUGUCGUAAACUCAGUUUCUACUGCGAUUGAUGAAUUCAAGGAGCAGACUCUGGCUUCACAGUCGAAGCUGGAGGGACUCCGAGAGAAGAUGAAGGAGGUGAAAGAGGCCAUCCACCACAACAUCGCCAAAAACGCCGUGCAGCUUCCAGAUGAUGAAGUAGGCGUCGAGGAACGUGAGCUGACUGAGAAGCUAACUCGCCUAAAUGCGGAAGUCGCUAAGGCUAAUGCUGACCUGUCCGAGGCACUCCGAUUGUCGGCCGAAACCGAAAGCACAGCCGUAAGGGCACAGCUAGCAGCAGAGAGGGCAAAGGAAGAGGCAAAACGAAUAGAAGAGGAACUCGAACUGAAGUCCAAAGUAGAGGCGAAACGAAAAGUUGAACACCAGAAGAAGAUGGAAGCACUUCAAAAACAAAAGGAAGAGGAAGAUCGCAUGGAAUUAGAAGCAAGAAAACAGAAAGAGAUAGAAUGGAAACGAAAGGAAAUGAAUUCUGGUGAAAAAGGACCUGUUUGGGAAAAAUGGCCAACACACGAAAUAAACAUUGUGAGCGACGCCCAUGAGAUUGGUGUUGGUUGCAUGGUGCGAGGAAAUCCGUCUAAAUUUGACCAAUCACAGCUGGAGUUACAAGUCGUUGACCAGAUGCAAUGUAGAAUUGCAUAUGAAACACAAGAGGAACUGGUCAGCUGUGUCCUGACACUGACCAACAAAGCAAAUGACCAACAACAGUUCGAGGAGCCUAUAUUUGUAGCUGUCCCGUUCCAACUGUCUCGUUCAUCCGCGUCAUCAAGGGAACCGUUCAUCAAAGCGGAAAUAAAUGGUGAAUGGAAGGAAAUUCCAUCCCGGGAGGUCACUUUUGAAAACUUUAAGGAUGUGAAGUUUGCCCAAGCAGAGAUUAAGGGGCAGACAACUCUAGCUGUCAUGACAAGGUACAAGAGAGAUUAUGUCACUCUUUCGAAGCGGCCAGCAAAGAUAGUGUCGUCAUAUGAUCACCGCGUGACUCUCACGCUGCAAAAAGACACCUUCAACACGAAAGAGCUCUUCCGAAUGCAGGUCCAGCCCGUUGACUCAGCUACUAUUAAUGACAUGCAAACAAGACGGAGGGAGUGUAAAGGUUUGCUAACCUCCAGCCCCAUUAUACACGCCGACUGGGAGACGAAUAGCUUUGCUAAACCUAUUACGGUGACCCUUCCCUGUCCUCCAAACCCCGCCAAGGCCAGAAAGCUGGCACAAAUACGAAAGAUGAAGGAAGAAAAGAUGAAACAUCCAGUAAAGGCUCAGGUUAUUGAUUACGAGAAAGAGGCUAGGAAAGAGGAACAGAAGAAAAAGGCCCAGCAGCAGAAAGAGGCUCAGAUGACGGAAGAGGACAAAGUGACUACAAAAUGGUACAUGGGAGAGUAUGGACAUAACGACGACGAUGAGAACGACCUGUUACAUUUCCUGUCCAUGUCCCACACCGGUAAAUGGACGUUUCACCCGGAAAUCAAUGUACAGCAAGUGAAACUAGACCUCCUCCAGUUCACAUUAACACAGCCGUUUGAAAGGUUUAUUGUACUACGCACACGCACAAACAUCGCAGAGGAAAACACCCCUCCAAUCGCAUCUGCGAUUUUUGAGUUUUUGUCCAAGCGAUUUGCACAGGUCAUUGUUAAACAAAGGAGUGACGAUCCGUUCGACUGCCUGAUAAAUGUUGUGCCUGUUUCAAAAACCCAAAAGGUUCUCAAACGUCUCCAUGAAUCAGGAUAUGACGACGGACCGGAUCCAAGCAGCAUCGUGAAUAUCAACGAGGGUGAUGUAAUCGAAGUAUCCUUUCGCGGAAAUAUCACGAACUCGAAAGAAAAAACCCUUCGACUGAGAUACAAUUCCAACCUAAAGUCUGAGAUUGCAUUUUAUGCUUCGGAAGUGGAUCAGUAUUUACAGAAAAAUUUUAACGUUUUCCGAGGAGUUGUUCAGUUGGAACGCUGUUACGUCAUCAAGCCAGACCGAAAGUUAAAACGCUCGCCUUCUGUGGUCGAUGAGAGUUCUGUCCAAAGCGCACAGGAUACCAAGAAGGAGCUCCUCUGUGAGAUAUCCAUCAACAUUCCAAAGUAUCACAUUGAGCCUGCUUAUAUGCCCGUUGCCGCUCCUGUUACCAUCAUAACAACCACAGACCCCGUCGAUGAUGGUCUCAUAAGGGAUCUUGCACGUGAUAUGGGUGAUGAAUGGAAGAAAGUCGCUCACUCGCUGAAUGUCAGCCGCGCAAGAAUACAAGCUAUCCUGCGGAAUGUCCAAGUGAGUGACAGGUCGGAAGAGGAUGCGCGUUACGAGAUGUUGCUGAACUGGCUAAAGAAAAUGCCAAAAUCCACUGAUAAGGUCGCAGUGCUUAGUAAUGCCUUAAUUAAAGGCGGACGUGCAGACCUCGCGGAAGAUGUCAGAUCAAAGUGGCGGCAUUUCCAAAGUACACAUGGAGUAAAAGCCUGCUGAGCCAGGACAAAGGUCAUCGCCUUGGAUACGAUGUAGUCAUAAGGGCAGAGGUCACCUCCUUAGAAACGAUAUAGUCAUACAAACUUCAUCAAUAGAUGAUACCAUAGAUAUAUAUACGUGCAUCUCUGGUCAUUCACCCAAAGUGACCUUGAUAAACUUUCAGAUUGACUUUCUCAGAGGUCGAUAAGGCGAAGAAGUCAGGUAGUAGCACUGUAAUGGAAUGUACAAAUAUAUCUUUUAUCUAUUGAUCACCAAUACGGUUCAAGUAGACCUAGUUCAUCCUACCGAUAGUAAAAUGACAUUCUCAGUCCAUGUACUUAAAAUACUAAAAUUAUGUUGAGGUACAAACUAACUUCCGUGGAUACCCCGUCUGAGGCCUCCAGCACUCAAGCGUUUCAACUAAAUUUGUGGUACUUGUGAAACUGAAAACAUUAUAUCUGUCAAAGGUCAUAUCUAGAAAAUAAAAAUUGUUUAUUUUUAAAGUUUUCAUAGACAGUGAUACUGUGUGUUAAAGACCGGUGGGUUGGAAAUGCUACCAGUAUUGAAACAGGUUCAUAACAUUUAUUUAUAUUCUGAUGUAGAAAAAAAAAAUACUGUAAACAUAUCAGACCCUUUAUGUUAUCAUGAACACAGAAUUAGCCAUAGAAAACAGCGCAAAGAGGUUCAAAUUAGCACACACUAUAGUUUAGCGCGGUGUUUACAGUGCAAAAUUAGCUACAAGUAUAACCUCUAAUGUGUUGUUAAUAUGAACUUGAUUGUUGAUUACCUAACAUAACAAUGUUGGGUUGGGUCACAUAACCCUACAAGGUCUUCGUCCAAGAUUUCGUAAUAGGGUGCCUUAUCAUGUAUUCAUUUAUUUAUAUUAUAUAGGUCUAUACAUGCAUGUUUUUAUGUUUCAUGAAAGGAACCAGCCUCGUUUACAUAUGUUCCUUUACAAGUAGAACUGUUUUAGUUUAAUAUAUAUUUCAUGUACAAUAAUAUAUUAUUGUAUUUUCCGUCCAAAAUAUGUUUCGUGUUAAAUUGAUGCAACAUUCUAACCAGAUAAUAAGAAUGACAGGUAUGAAACCUAAUUGGUUAAUUAAAUUCAGAAUAUUUUAUUUAUGUUUUGUACAUAUAAAGUGAAUUUUUUCUCAUAUAAAACGUUAUGCCCUAAGAUAUGUAUUUAUUUCCUUCUUUAUUUAAAGACUAUUUUGGUUUGUUUUUACAUUAUGAGCCGGUAUCAUGCUAUGAUAUAAUUUCCAUUCGUACCGUGGAUUUUCAAACUACAUCUAAAUAACAUGUAUAUCACUCAGUAACAAUUCUUAUCAUUGGAAACAUACGUUUUAAGUUAUUUGAAAUAAAUACUAACAUAAAUUCUAGAAUUAUAACUCCAUAUCGAUGGUGUUAAUUUUGAGAAAAUAGUGUUGUUGUUUUUUUGUUUGGUAUGUUGUUGUUGAAUCCUUGCAAUAUAUUUGUAGAUCUUACAAAAGUUCCAUUAAAAUUUGGAGCAUGUUUAAUUGAGUUUAAAUCAGAACGAAUCUUCUCUGUCAUAUUUCUGUUUAUGUGAGUAUUGGUGAUCAUUUUACUACUACCCCUUAAAUGCCUGCUGAAAUAGUGUAUUGUGUAUUUGAUCUAGUAUAUGUAUUCUUUCAGCGUCUUUCCCAAUUACGUCGAUUUAAUUAAAUGUGCAUUAUCAUAUCCGUCCAUAUAUAUAUAUUUGAUACAUUUGUACAUAAUAAAUCUAAUUAUCAAC
Molecule: messenger RNA, 4980 nt
Organism: Pecten maximus
Lineage: Eukaryota; Metazoa; Mollusca; Bivalvia; Pectinida; Pectinidae
Product: death domain-containing protein 1-like
Exons: 13
Coding region: 297-3248 (983 amino acids)
Biological process (GO): signal transduction
Molecular function (GO): protein binding
Source: RefSeq, a predicted model, not a curated record